Molecule: messenger RNA, 4676 nt
Organism: Platichthys flesus (European flounder)
Lineage: Eukaryota; Metazoa; Chordata; Actinopteri; Pleuronectiformes; Pleuronectidae
Product: thrombospondin type-1 domain-containing protein 4-like
Exons: 17
Coding region: 27-2924 (965 amino acids)
Biological process (GO): extracellular matrix organization
Cellular component (GO): extracellular matrix
Molecular function (GO): metalloendopeptidase activity
Source: RefSeq, a predicted model, not a curated record
CAGUGUCCUUAGACUCCAGGAGAGCUAUGCAGGCAGCCGGUAUCUGGAUUACCAGAGUUUCUGUGCUGCUGCUUUGCUCAGAACUCCUGGACUGUCAGCAGACGACAGACCACAGGAAGGUUCAUCAAAGGGCUGAGCCCCCACAGGAGUUCAAGUCAGAACAUGCACAAAUUCAGGGCUCCUGGGGUGCCUGGGGGUCCUGGUCAACCUGCUCCCGGAGCUGUGGAAAAGGGGUACAGGAGCAAAGCAGGCCUUGCCUGCCUACUUACACUCCAACCCAACAUUCGUCAAGAAGAUCUGGAAGUCGUCCUCAGCAGCUGGGCCACUUCAUCUCAGCCACGCAGCCGACACUCUCUGUGCACAGUGACACGGGUAGGCCUGUCAACAGCAGUCGUGGUGGCGAGCUGAAGAAGGAGACUCGACCAGGUGGACGAAGGAGGCUCGGUCACAUCAUCCCAGGGAGGUAUGGCUUUGGGAAAGCUCCGUAUGUUGCUCCGCUGCAGACGGACACAGGCCAGGGAUUGGGGACGGCUGGCCCCCGCAGACAGAGACGCUCUGCAGCUGCCCACCACCCCACAGCCAUAGGCCAAGGUGGCCACAGGUCAAGCAACCUGGACCCUUCUAACAACCUCCACCACUACAGCAUACCCUACGUGCAACCAAGGGCACAGCAGCCCAACAACCAAGUCUGGGCCCCCCUCUACCAGCCUGGAUCGGUCCCCCAGACUGAGGAGCAGCAGCUACAGUCAGGCAGCCAGACCUCAGGGCCCCAGCAGCACAACGCAAGACCCUAUAACCCUUUACCUACUACUCUCUGUACGGGGGACCACACUCGCUACAGGAUCUGUAACAGUAAUGCCUGUCCUCCAUCCAGCAGAAACAUCAGGGCUGUUCAGUGUUCUUCUUACAACAACCAACCUUUCAUGGGCAGACUGUACAAGUGGGAACCCUUCAACGAGGUUCCUGGGGAUCAACAAUGUGAACUCAACUGUCGGGCCAUAGGGUUCAGGUUCUACGUGCGGCAGUCAGACAGGGUGGUCGAUGGGACACCAUGUGGACAGAAUGAUACCUCUCUGUGUGUGGCGGCAAAGUGUACGAGUCUCGGCUGCGAUGACUACCUCGGAUCAGGGAGGGUGAUGGACAGGUGCGGCAUGUGUGGAGGCGACAACUCCUCCUGCAGGCUGGUCUCUGGACUCUUUAAACACAGUCUGACCAAGGUCGGCUACCACAAGAUAGUGGAGAUCCCAGAGGGCGCCACCAACAUCAACGUCACAGAGAUGGUGAAGAGCCGGAACUACCUAGCUCUCCGAAGCCGAUCGGGCCGAUCCAUCAUCAAUGGAAACUGGGCUAUUGACCGACCAGGGAAAUAUGAAGGAGGGGGGACCAUGUUCACCUACCGGAGACCCAAUGAAAUCAGUAGCACGGCCGGGGAGUCCUUCCUCGCUGAAGGGCCCACCAAUGAGAUCCUGGACGUUUAUAUGAUUUUCCAGCAGCUGAACCCUGGUGUUCAUUAUGAAUACAUUAUCCCCUCAGAGGAAACUGCCGGCCCUCAGCAACCAGACCACAGACCUGAAGAGAACACUGUGAAUGGUCAGGGAGGAUACGACCAUCACAGCAACACCCACCAGGAAAACGUUGACGCAGCCGGUGGAGGGAGGUAUACUCCCCGUCUCCCUGACAACCAGGUACCAGCCGUACAGCCACCUAGGCGAGAGAGAGACUACAACUGGAAACUGAGUGGUGCUACAGAGUGCAGCGCCACCUGUGGUAAAGGAUUCAGAUACUCCGUCUUUCAAUGUGUCCACCGGCUGAACCAUGUCCAGGGGUCAGAUGCUUUGUGUGACAGCAGCAGCAGACCAAGUCCACAGGAAGAGGCCUGCAACCUGCAGCCCUGUCCAGCAUUCUGGGAUAUUGGAGAGUGGUCUGAGUGCAGCAAGACCUGCGGCCUGGGGAUGCAGCACCGACAGGUCCUGUGUCGCCAGGUGUACGCCAACCGCACCCUCAACGUCCACACCAGCCGCUGCCGACACCUGGAGCGGCCAGAAACAGCCAGCACCUGCCAGCUGAAGAUCUGCAGUGAGUGGCAGAUCCGCUCCGAGUGGACGGCCUGCUCUGUGCCGUGUGGGCUGGGUCAAAGGUCGCGGGAGGUACGCUGUGUCAGCAACGUGGGCGACUUUGUUCCAGAUGAGGAGUGCAACAUGAAUCUGCGGCCCGUCGAUGCAGAGAACUGUGACAUGGGAGCCUGUGCCAAGAGCUGGUUUUACACUGAUUGGGGGAAUAAGUGCUCUGCUGAAUGUGGGAUGGGUGUAAGGUCGAGAGGAGUCCUCUGCCUGAACAACCAAGUCAGCAGCCUUCCUCUGGAGGGGUGUGGCAGUCAUCGCCCCGCCGACUCUCAGGUCUGCAACAACGGCCCCUGUGAGAAUCGCAUAGAGUGGUUCACAGGCCCCUGGAGCCAGUGCUCUGCAGAGUGUGGUGCAGGCAGCCAGCAGAGGUCAGUGGUGUGUCUGAUGAGGUCAGAUGAAGGAUUCAACGUCAUGCCACCGUACGAGUGCUCCUCUCUGGAUCGACCCCUCAGUCAGCAGAGCUGCAACCUCAAGGACUGUGGAGCAAAGUGGUACCACACUGACUGGAGUGCUUGUUCAAAAUCAUGUGAGGGUGGUUACCGUGUGCGGGAGGUGCGCUGCCUGUCUGACAACAUGCUCUCCAGUGAGGGCUGUGAUGAGCUGCAGAGACCAGCAGAGAAGGAGGACUGCAACCCAGAGGCCUGCUUACCCAGCAUAGAUGAGAACUGCAUGGACAAAUACUUCAACUGCAACGUGGUGGUCCAGGCUCGCCUCUGCGUGUACGAUUACUACAAGACGACGUGCUGCGCUUCGUGCUCACGUGUGGCCCACAGACAGAUGAUUCACCGGGGCCGCAGCUAGCCCUUUCUUUUUCUACCAGGGUCCCUCAGCUCCAUGUUGGGGGCAGACUCUAAACCCGCCACAGGCGAUCUGGUCCGGUGCUAUCCCAGGAAGUGGACCGGCCGGACCUUGCCUAAAAUGGACAUUUGUUUUCUUUUGCCAAGGAUGGAAAGUGAAGAAGGAACAUUUCUGCUGGCUCUAUUUGGAGACAGCUGCUUGGAGGAAGGCAGAGAGCUAAGAAUAGUGGAGGGCAGGGAUCCUGUCAGUGGAUUAACUGAGCCCUGAUGGGGUGAGAGAGAUCAGUACCAAACUGAGAAACUGACAAAAAUGUAUUUAUGGAUUAUAACAACUUUCUUUUUUUGUUUCAUGGAAAGCAGUUUGCAGCUGACUGAAGUGGAUUACCUAUGAAGAGGAGAGCAUGUGUAACAAGUUUAACAUGGACUAUGUGUAGACUGUUUAUGCUCUUUACUCCAUAAUGCUCAGAUUUAUGGCACAACGUCAUAUGAAGUUGGUCCAGUUUCACCUAUAAUCAACUAUUUAACUUUGUUGACCAAAGAUAUGUAAUAUCUUACUGUGCAUCCACGGUGCUGAUCCUCUACACAGAAUGGAUCCACAAGGAAAAAAAUAUCAGUUUGAAUUCUUUGUGGCCCAGAUGUCGUUCUGAUACCUUGAGCAAUCUGCAGACCACUCCCUGCACAGCCCUGAGGUGCUGCAGCCUUUGUAAUAUGUUUGUAUAUAUGUAUGUAUGUAUGGUGAAGUGAAUCCGACAGUCCUUACAGCAGCUGAAGAGUGAAAAAGCCCUCUUUAUUUAUUUGUGUGGCUCCCUGGGGAGGACACUGGUUUCUCGGCCACCAGUUGGCCCUUAUUGGAUGUGUGGAUAAAAAAACUUUUUCCGGUCCUCCACCAAUCACAGCCCUUGAACUGAAUGUAGGCAUUCCACAGCCUGUUUGAUGGUAGAAGCAGAUGGUCAGAAAUCCUAAUGCAUUUCCUGGAGCGGUAAAAACAAACUGUACUUAGUAUAUAUAUAUAUAAUUUUUUCUUUUUGUUCCCGUGGGAUAUGAUCAUCCCACCAUCACCAAUCAUAACUACAUAGAAUUAUCCAUAGAAUAUGAUUAAUAUUUGAUUGCAGAGAUUAAUCAUGGAAGGAUUUUACAGCUGGUAUGGCAGGUUAUAUAUGAGGUUUACAUUCACAGUAAAUUGUUUUUUAUGGGACAAUAUUCUGACCGAAUUCCUCUUUCCACAGUUCCACACUAAACCAGCACCCCGUACCUCUCGAGGGUUCAGCCUUUGUUGUGUUCUAGCUGUUAUCAUUUCCCUCCAAGCAUCAACUUACCUCUGAUCCAUAAGUACUGUAUGUAUCUAUGUUUAAGUUAAACUAUCAAGAAGAGUGGAACUAAAAUAACACACGACUGGAACAAUUAAACAUUAGAAUUUGCCUUUUUUUAUAUUUUAUUGCAAGUGUUAAGCAGUUGAUGUAUUGUUCUUGAGAUUCUUUUAAAUAAACAGUUUUACUAAUUAUUUGUUAACUCAACGGCAGUUUGUCUUCGUGUGACUCAGUUAGAAGUCCCAUUGGUUGAGGGGGAGGUGAGGUAUUUGAUUGAAGUCAUCCUCCUAGAGGACAAAGAUAGUAUGACAACAAACACCUGCACAGCAUAGGUUGCACUUCCUGUAAUGAUGAUAUAUUAUAUUUCAUUUGUACAUGUCUUUCUUUCUGCUUCACAGACUCACAUAUAACCCAACGAAAUCAACUGACUGGUCAAAGGUUUGUGGGAA